ACGGCAGAGUUUUCGGCAUUCUCGUUUCCUUUCAGUCCGCGGCCAUUUUUACUCUGUGCUUCAUGUUUCACAAUGAGUGAUUAUUCAGCGGUCACUCCGCCUCAAAAUUUUAACAAUAGUUCAGCUUUCGCAGCGGCAGUUCAACGUGCUAGACAGUUGGUGGUUCGCAGUAGCUCUUGACCAAGUAGGAUAGUUGGAGACCUUAAGCUUGAGGCUGAGCAUAUUAUUACCUGGCAGUAAUUCGAAAAUGUAACUAAAAUAGCGGCAAAGAUCAACCCUGCCGCAAGCACUGGUGGAGAUCAAGGACAGAAAAGACCGCUUGACGAUAACCCAGACGAGUAUUUCUCGCCGGACCAACCGGAAUCCAAGAAGCCGGCAACGGCUAGUUCGCCUGCGGCCUUGUCAGCCGCAGCAGCACAGGCGCAAGCCGUAGCAGCCAGAGUGGCGGCAACAGCCGCAGCGGGCAUCCAAGGGUUAGGUGGUCUGCCCUUGGGCCCUGUUACCAAUGAAGACAUCAAAGUUCCCGACAAGAUGGUCGGCCUCAUUAUAGGCCGGGGCGGUGAACAAAUCAGCCGUCUGCAAGCAGAAUCAGGUUGCAAGAUCCAAAUGGCUCCUGACAGUGGUGGUCUUCCAGAGCGACUAUGCACGCUGACAGGGAACGAUCAGAGUCGAAUGAGGGCCAAAGAACUCAUCGGCUCGAUCAUCUCAAGUCGUAGUAAAACGGAAGGCACGGGUGGUGCCCGGUUAGACGAAUUAAAUCUAGGCCCUGCUGUCAAUCAGAACUCAGCACAAUCCUCUCAUUCGCAGGUUGAAAUUAUGGUUCCUGGACCUAAAGUAGGAUUAAUUAUCGGCAAAGGAGGUGAGACCAUUAAGCAACUCCAAGAGAAGUCUGGUGCUAAAAUGGUUGUUGUUCAAGAUGGACCCUCCCAAGAAAAUGAAAAACCUCUCAGGAUCAGUGGUGACCCACAAAAAGUAGAGCACGCUAAACAGCUAGUUUAUGAAUUAAUAGCGGAAAAGGAUAUGCAGAACUCAAGUUUCGACAACUCGUUCGGUGGCGGCCGGAAUGACUUCAUGAACAGCUUCGGGAACUUCGAAAAUGGUUCAGGUUCCAGAUCUGGCGAAAACGAGGUUUUAGUGCCUCAGCCAGCCGUUGGUGUAGUUAUCGGCAAAGGUGGUGAGAUGAUUAAGAAGAUCCAACAAGAGACGGGUGCCAAAGUUCAGUUCCAGCAAAAUCGCGAGGAAGGCCCCGGAGAGAGACGAUGUAUAUUGCAAGGCACCCCAAGUCAAAUCGAAGAAGCUCGCCAACGUAUUGAAGACUUGAUAGAAAGCGUAAUGGUGAGGAUGCGAAGGGAUAGUGAAGGUGGACGAGGCCGAGGUGGCAGGAACGAUCAGCGCGGCGGGGGCCGGGAUCGUGAUCGCAACAGCCGAGACUGGGACGGUAGAGGUGGUGGCGACAAACAAGAAACUACUCUUUCUGUUCCUGCUUCCAAAUGUGGUGUCAUCAUCGGAAAAGGUGGAGAAACGAUUAGGCAGAUCAACCAGCAAACUGGAGCUCAUUGUGAGAUCGAUCGCAGAAACCAGCCUAACCCUAAUGAAAAAACCUUCAUCAUCCGAGGAACACCAGAACAAAUCGAGAGAGCAAAGAAUGUCAUCGCGGAAAAACUUGGAAUGCCUCCUGGCAGUUUCAACGGAAUGGGUAGCGCACCGAACAGCGGCGCAAUGAACGGCGGUCCACCCACCGGUUACCCGAUAGGCGGUGGUCCCGGUGGCCCUCAGUUCAACCAAGGGAGCUGGGGGGCGCCCGGAUUCCCCGGACAGCAACAGCAACAACAGCAGCAACCAUGGCAAGGCGGUACCGGUGACCAGUCGUCGAACUCAAAUGUCCCAGUCAACCCUGCGACCGGCACGCCCGACUACAGCCAACAGUGGGCCAUGUACUAUCGCUCGGUCGGACUCAUCAAAGAGGCUGAGAUGGUUGAAAUGCAGGCUAAACAUAAUAAGGCGGCUAUGGGUGGAAGUUCAGACACGCCUGCCGCUCAACCUCAACAGCAGGUGCAACAGUCAUCUGGAUUCCAAAGUCAAAAUGGACAAGCGGAUUACAGUGUCCAAUGGGCUGAAUACUACAGAUCUAUAGGCAAAAUCAAGGAAGCUGAAGUUAUCGAAGCUCAAAUUAAAGCUAAGCAACAAGCCGCCGCUGCAACUGCUCCAGUAGUCAGCACGCAGCCAGCGGCCGCAGCCCCUCAGCCACAGAUGGGUGCUUACGGUCAGCCGCAGUACGGAAUGAGCUACCAACCAUCAUUCUACAGCAAUCCUCAGGCGCAACAACAACCUGGCCCACCGCAGUUCCCCUAUUCAAGCUACCCUAACUAUCCGCAGGCUGAUAGCUCAUGAACUGGUGAGUAGAAUCGCUUUUAUUCUCUGUUAUUCACACUUCCGCAAGGGCACCAGCUUCUUUUCAAAGAAACGUUUUGAAACAACAACAAAUAUUGGCUAAUUUGUGGUUUUUAACAACGGUUGCAGAGUAUAUAACCAAUCGGCCACCCUUUUUUCUGGCUUUAUGACUACUGAUUCAAAGCUCUGCCAGAAUUUGCCAUUGAUAUCUUAUCAGCCAAGUGGUUUCAAAACGCAGAUUUCGGUCAAGCUGCCGAAAUUAUUUCUUUUAAGCAAGCUGCACCCUUGCAUUAGUGUUUCCAACAGUUAGAUUUUUAUUUCAACCUGAUUUUUCUGAAAUCUCGACUGAUGUUUCUCACUACGUAUUUGCAAUUGUGGGUUUUGAAGUUUAAAUUAACUUUUUCUGUCCUCCUUUGAGAUUACCGUUUUUGAUUUAUCAACUGGUCUGCAAUCAUACUAUUUCAUCAAUAUGUAAUCGCAUUUAAUUAUUUUUCGAAAUGAGAUUUUUGUAAUCACAUGGUACUGAAGUUUAAGAAAUCUGCUCAGGGUUUCAAUUUGUCAUGUCUUAUUCUUUAUAUACUUUGAGGGGUUGUAAAGGGAUUCUGUUUCUUUGUUUUUUUAUUUUAUUUAAUUUUUUUUUUUUUCAAUCAUUCGUACGCCCGAGAGAAAGGCUCGCUUAUCUUUGGCAGGGGUUGAUAGUCCUUUACAUUAACAUAUUCGUACUUUGAGGUAAUGUAACAUUUUACUCGGUCCACCUAAAAAAUUUCCAUCUGAAUCUAUAAGUUUUUGUUUUUUCGCUCUUGUGAACACUCGGCCAUGUUUUCUACUGUUUUUUAACAGAAAUACGCUAAGAAUUAACUUUUCAGUAUCAGAAAAAUUGAAAAUAAAUUGGUAGAAUUAGAUGGUAUAUAUCCGUCAGCCACCUGCAAUCCGCUAAAUCAUGAAUAGAAAUAAUAUAUCAACCCCUGUGUUCAGUAUUUGAAUAGGUAUGAAUUUCUCAGCUAAGCAAGCACGGUUUUGUACGAUUCCACACGCAACCAGUCUUGUUUCAAUUUUUCUUUUGAUUCGGGCACUUUUUAUCUUAAUAUUGCUAUGCAAGAGUGUUGUAUUGCGUCAUGAAUUUCAUUUCUGCUCCUUUGAGCAGAGAACACUUGUAGGCGUUUAGGUGUAAGUAGUUUAAGCGUUAAAUUAAGCCUUCCACAGAUUGCCUAGCAUAUGUCACCGCAAAGCGGAAUUGUUUUGUUUUAUGUUCCUCUGACAGGUGUCGCCAUAAUGCGUUAGCAAGCUGCUGACUCCAGUCGAACUAAGCCUCUUCGUUGACUUGUAAUACUGAAUCCAUUUUUUGUAUGUAUCUAAAUUUCUAACUCAUUCAUUCGUAUUGGUCUAAAAUUGAUGCCGUAAUUAUCUCACUAUUUUUGCGCUGCCUCUGCAACCAGCCUGAAUCCGUUGCUCUCAUCUGCUGAGUUUGUUUGUCUGCUAGAGCUCGAACAAGUUCGCUAGCAGGACUUGUUUCUGCUCUUUAAAAACCUUUUUUUUUUCAAAGUUAUGCCCUAUUUUGUCGUCUCCUCUGAUAAUUUUUUAUGUAUGUCUACUCUCCGCCAGUCCACUUUAUUUUUUUUCCUCAAUCUCUUUAGACGUAAGUUGUUUUACUACUCGUAAGAUUUUUAUAAAUACACACGAAUAUAAAUACACAUCUACCUAAGUUGAAAGUCAGGCUCCUUUUAUAUUUGUUCUCCAUGCAAUCGAUGUAUCCUCUUUAUAGGUAAGCUUUACCGAUAACUUGGUAUCUUUUAAUCCCUCGACUACGUAAGUAUUUUGUUUCGUCUAAGUUUACGACCGCCCAUCUUACCAUUGAAAAGUUGUUAGCUGUUCUUCAAACAUGAGGAAGGGUCUUUUCUCCCCUUUAUUUUCAAUUUUUUUGUUCUUUUUUUCUCGAGGGAUUUGUUACGAGCCUGUCCUUGAAGUUUCAUAUGUCACCUGUCUCAUCAGUGUUGUUUGUUUAAGUCGUUGACUUUUCAUAGCUUUUAUUAUAUUUUGUCCUUUUUUAAAUAGAUAAUAUAGGCAUUAAAAUGUAUCAUUUAAAGUGUGCAAAUUUUAAAUUUUGUGUAUGUGGUUUUCUCUUUUUUGUUAGUUUUUUCCAAAUCAGUGAGGCUGUGAAACGUAAAAUAUUUAAAAGUUGUCUUGAUUUCGUAGUUUCUUCUCAUGAAUAACAUUGAUUUCCUUUGUCUAUUUGUAACUCUUAUUAUUAUUAUUUUUGCCGUGUGUUUAACAGUGUUCAAGCCAUUUUGUCUCCGUUUAUUUUCAAGAGAAUGCAAGAAAAGGCUCUCCAUCUUACUCUCGACUUGUCGCUCAUUGUUCGGAUGUGAAGGAAAAUUACCCAUUCUUAAUUUUUUAUGCUGGUAGUCGAGAUCACUCCAACCGAUGUAGCUCACUUCUGAAUGAUGAAUCCAAAUUUUAUUUGCUCGCAUAGUUUUCAAAAGUCUCAUCGCAGGUUUGAUCCUCGAGUAGACAGGAGCCUCAUUCUGAUGUGUAAGUUUAUUCCCUCCUAAUUUGUAAGAUUUAAUUUCUGUGAGAGCUUUGAACAGAAGAGAAUUGGAAGCCUCGUUUCAAAAAUGACCAACCUUGAUGUAUUUUAAAUGGAAUAUCCAUCAUUUUUACAGAUGAGGCCUAUUUUCUUCUCUUCAUCUGUUGAUUAAUAAACGUUUUCAAUAUACCUCACUUUAAAGAUCCCAUUAUAUCUUUGUUCACCCACGGUAGUCAAUUCAUCGAAGUCACCUUUGACCAGCAUUUUCAACUGUGACUAAUUAUUUUCUAUACUUAAUUUCUUUCUCUAUCUAUAGAAGAUUGUGUAUCUAUAGUUUCGUACCAAAAUGUUGUAGUAGCCCUGAUGCCAGAGAAGUACCCAAGAAGCAGUUUGUUUAUUUUCAAAGCUCUCAAAAUUUUUAAUUGUAUUAAGCACAGUACUCGAUCGGGUAGUGUUGUAUGAAUUAUUUGGGCCUUAUUUUAGAUCGGGUAAUCUGUUUUUUAUUUCUCUGAGGUUAGGGUCAGAAGAGUCAGUAUUUUAAUGAUACCCACCCUCUCUCCGGGUUUUUGUUUCAGUUGUAACUGUGUGUCUUUUUUUGCUCUUUUAUUUUAUUUUUGCCUUCAUGAAAAGUCUUGAAUUGAACGUUUCUCGUAGCGCAAAGCAUAAUUUUCUUUGUCCAACUUUUUAUUUUCAUGUCUCUAUCUGAUUAAUGGUUUUAACUUCAAAGGACAGGCUCGUCCCAUCUCAAUUAUGUAUUUUUACUUUUAUCUUCCCCCUUUUUUCCCUGUCGAAUUUUGCUGUACGAUAAGAACAUCUCUUUAAGAUUCUGUUCAACCCCUGUGUACAUGUAGUUGUAUGAAUAAAUCUCAUUACUAUUCAA
Molecule: messenger RNA, 5795 nt
Organism: Bemisia tabaci
Lineage: Eukaryota; Metazoa; Arthropoda; Insecta; Hemiptera; Aleyrodidae
Source: RefSeq, a predicted model, not a curated record